CACAGCUGAUCGCUUUAUUUCAAAACUGUCUUUUUGUAAAGUUGACACAAUUAGAGAGAUAGUAGCAGGUGUGAACUUUUUAAUCGUGGUCUGAAUUUUCACGCCGAAAUUCGGGUAGGUUUUCCCUCACAUGUUUCCACGAUAGAUCGCUAUGGACGAGGACACAGAAUAUUUGAAGCUUCCAAUAGAAGAUCAGUGUGUCCAUAAAUUAUGGAAAGCCAGAGUACAUGGAUACGAAGCAGCAUUGAAACUGUUUGGACAGUGGGAAGAAAAAAGUCCUGAAUGGAACAAAUUUACUUUUCUUAUGAAAAAAAUUGUGGUAGAUAGCAAUGCAGUGGCACAAGAGAAAGGGCUUGAAACUGUCCUUUGCUUUGUGGAAAAUUCAGCACAAGCUUCUAAAACUGUGGGAGAUGUUGUGAGUGGGCUCAUUGCUAAAUGCCUGGGAGCACCCAAGGCCCGCACUAAGGAGAUGGCUAUUCAAAUUGCUCUAAUGUAUGUUGAGAUUGAAAAGUAUGAAAUUGUGCAAGAAGAAAUUUUAAAGGGGAUAGCUGCUUCAAAAAAUCCCAAGGUUGUUGCAGCAUGCAUAGCUACCUUGACACAGGCAUUAAGAGAGUUUGGGCCUAAAGUUAUCAAUUUAAAGCUUGUACUCAAGCAAGUUCCUGUGCUUUUAGAAGAUAGGGACAAGAAUGUAAGAGAAGAAGGAAAGAAAUUGGUUGUUGAGCUUUACAGAUGGAUUGGACAAGCUUUGAAACCCCAGUUGUCUGCUCUUAAACCAAUUCAGGUUACCGAGUUAGAAGCAGAAUUUGAAAAGCUGGGUAAUGAGAAACCACAACAAACCCGAUUCUUGCGUUCGCAGCAAGAUUUAAAAGCUAAAAUGGAAGCUCGAAUGGCAGAAGGAACUGAUGCAAAUGAAGAAGAGACUGACAGUGCGGAUGCUGUACCGGAUAUCGAUCCUUACGAACUAUUAGAACCUGUCGAUAUUUUAUCUCAAUUACCUAAAGAUUUUUACGACAAGUGUGAAGCCAAAAAAUGGCAAGAGCGGAAGGAAGCAAUGGAUGCAUUAGAGCAAUUGGUUGCUAAUCCGAAACUUCAAACUGGAGAUUAUGGGGAUUUGGUGAGGGCGCUGAAAAAGAUCAUUGCAAAAGAUUCCAAUGUGAUGGUUAUUGCUGUUGCUGGCAAAUGCUUGUGUGGUCUGGCCAAUGGAUUGAAAAAGAAGUUUUCUCCUUAUGCGUUGGCCUGCAUCCCUACAAUUUUAGAAAAAUUUAAAGAAAAGAAACAAAACGUUGUAACUGCAAUGCGCGAGGCUAUUGAUGCCAUCUACCCCAGUACGACAAUCGAAGCCAUUCAGGAAGAUGUUUUAGCCGGUUUGGACAACAAAAACCCGUCUGUCAAAGCUGAAACUGCGGCUUUUUUGGGUCGCUGUUUUGCAAAAUGCAAUGCAACAAUCUUAAACAAGAAACUUCUUAAAGCUUACUGUCCAGCUUUGAUCAAAGCCUUAAAUGAGUCUGACCCUGGUGUACGUGACAGUUCGGCCGAAGCACUUGGCAUCGCUAUGAAAGUCGUUGGGGAAAAAGUAAUCAUGCCAUUUCUUCCGGACUUGGAGGCAAUGAAAAUGGCCAAGAUCAAGGAAUGUUGCGAAAAGGCUGUAGUUAGUGGUAAACCUUCCGGUGCGGCGAAACCCAAAGCUGCUCCAAGUAUGCCGGAGUCAAAGGAAGCCGCUCCCAAAGUUGCAGAUGCAGCACAAAAACGUCCUGGCGCUGUCAUUAAGAAACCGACACCAGCUGCUUCUGGAAGUGGUCCAGCGAAAAAGCCUGCUGGAAAAGCAGUCGCGAAAAAAGCACCAGGAGCAAACGCCAAAGUAGAAGAGAAGAUUGAGAAAGAACUUUCACCUGAAGAGGUGGAAGAGAAAGCUGCGGCUAUUUUACCCCCAGAUGUCAUAACAGGAAUUACAGAUGCCAAUUGGAAAACUAGAUUGGGUGCCAUGGAGUCCAUGAUGCAGACGAUCCAAACACUCGAAAGAGCUGACAUACCUACCCAGGUUCUCGUGAGGACAUUGUGUAAAAAACCAGGGUUGAAAGACAAUAACUUCCAAGUUACCAAGUUAAAGCUGGAAGCUGUGAAAUUUCUGGCAGAAAAGUCUGAUUUUUCGAAGCGUUCCGCUGAAUAUGUCAUUAACGACGUUGUCGAUAAACUAAGCGAUGCCAAAAAUGGAUCCAUUACAACAGAAGCUUUGACCGCUAUAGCUGAAGCUACCAGCCUAGAUUUCGUUGCAAAUCAGGUGACCGAUUUCGCCAUGGGACAAAAAAAUCCAAAAGUUCAAGCCGAAGCACUGGUUUGGCUGUCAAACGCGAUCAAAGAAUUCGGCUUUGUUGUCCAACCGAAACCGAUUAUCGAAACUGCCAAAAAAGGCAUCAGUGCAACUAAUCCAGCAGUACGGACUGCUGCAAUUACGCUCGUGGGUACGUUGUUUUUGUACAUGGGACCACCUCUACGAACAUUUUUUGACGGGGAAAAGCCAGCCCUCUUGCAGCAGCUAAACACAGAAUUUGAUAAGGUUCGAAAUGAAGCCCUUCAAAAGGUGACCACCAUAUUGAAUGAUGCCAAGUUUAUUACGCCCCAGUUGGGCGAAUUGCCUACUGCGCUUGCCGCAAGGAUGUCUGAUUCGAAUACUAACUUAGUUCAACAAGCAUUGACAAUUGGACAAGCCCUUGCGAUUGCCAUGGGGCCGAAUUGUCGACAACACGUUAGGGUACUUUUACCUGGGUUUUUACAAGCCCUGUCAGUAAAUAAGCCAACUGUGCGUGCCACAGCUAUUUCUUGUUUGAACACGUGGGUGGAGCAAUGCAACGGAAUGAAAGAAUUCUUUGAGGGUGAAGUCAUUGCUGACGCGCUGAGAACAGGAAACCCUUUCGUAAAAGCAGAUCUGCUCACUUGGCUCGCAGAGAAACUGCCUAAUGUCAACGCUAAAGUAUUGAACAAGGAUGAUGUGACGGCCUGCGUACCCCACUUGCUUGCUGCUAUUGAAGAUCGCACAGCUGAUGUCCGCAAAGCAGCUCAAGAUGCAACCUUGGGUUUCAUGAUUCAUUUGGGUUACGAGAGCAUGUCAAGGCAUGCUUCGAAACUGAAGCCUGCAUCUAAGUCCAUCGUUCAAGCUCACCUGGACAAAGUUCGACCUAACUUGCCCACAAAACCUGUGGUUGCUGCUCCUCAACCAGUUGCGAAGGCUAAAAUUGCAGCUCAGCCUUCUAAGGAAAUUCCAAAAGAGGAUGACGAUGCCGCUAAAGCUCCUCCAGGAAAGGUCUUGCGGGCGCCGUCCAAGACAAAGAUUGCUGGACCUGCCGCAGCAGCAACAGCUGUUCCGGGAGCAAAGAGCAGUCGUAAAAAAGAUGACGAUGUUGAUACUUCACCGCUGCUGCCCUUAAAUAAUCUAAAAACCCAACGUGUCAAUGAUGAGCUCAAGCUGAGAGUGUUGAAGUGGAACUUUGCUGUGCCUAGAGAUGAGUUUGUUGAUCAGCUGAAAGAACAAAUGAACACGGCAGGAGUCAACAAGUCGUUGAUGACUAACAUGUUCCAUAUGGAUUUCAAAUUUCACAUCAAAGCAAUUGAAGCGUUGAAUGAGGACUUGAGCGUUAAUGUGGAGUCCCAAAAAGCCAAUUUGGAUUUGGUUCUAAAAUGGAUGACUUUACGGUUCUUUGACACCAACCCUUCAGUUCUUCUGAAAGGUUUGGAGUACCUGCAAAGUGUUUUUUCGUUGUUAGCCCAAGAAGGCUAUCACAUGUUAGAUUCCGAAGCUUCUUCAUUCAUACCAUAUCUUAUAACAAAGGUUGGUGACCCGAAGGACGCAGUGAAAAAUAGUGUUCAUGGCAUUUUUAAAACCCUGUGGCGCAUCUAUCCAGCUAGCAAAUUAUUUCCCUAUGCCAUGGAAGGAAUUAAAACAAAAAAUGCUCGCCAAAGAACAGAAUGCCUUGAAGAGUUAGGCAGCUUGAUUGAAGAGUUUGGCGUCGCAGUAUGCCAGCCGUCUCCAAGUGUUGCCCUUAAAGAAGUCGCUAAGCAAAUUGCUGAUCGUGAUAAUGCGGUUCGCAGUGCUGCCCUCAAUUGUAUCGUUCACGCCUAUUGCCAGGAAGGAGAAAAAGUUUAUAAGUUAAUUGGACAGCUGUCAGAAAAAGACAUGUCCUUGUUGGAAGAGAGAAUUAAACGGAGCGCCAAAAAUCGUCCUCCUCCCGGAGCUGCCCCUGCUAAAACCGCCCAGACUCCCACUCCAAAUCCUGGUCCCACCUCACCCGAUACUCGUUCUGGCUUACCCGUUCGAGGAGCUCGCCCGGCUUCUGCGUACUAUGCAUCAGAUAACAAAAACACCAGAGUUGAAGUGGCAGAGCGACCCCAAGCGCGACCAAUUUCCGGGGUGUUUGCCAUGGAGCUGGAACAAACCGUUCAAAAAGCUGCAGGUUUACGAGGCAAUAUCGAUUCGAGCAUACAUAUUGACUUAGUUCAAGUGAAUUUCGAUGAUAUUUUGAACGAGGCUGUUCCAAUGCCAAGAUAUAAGAGGACAGCAGUGGGAUCAAGCCAGGCGACCGAUCAAUUCGGCAAGAUUAAUAGUACAGAUCCUGCUCUUGACAUCAAUAUUUCACAGAUUGCCCAUCCAUCCUUAAAUGUCUCGUUAAAUGCCGUCCAACACGUCGAGAACGUCAUUAAUAAAUCUGCUGACGAAAGUUGGCUCGAAACGCGAGUUGACCAGAUUUUAAUAGGUUGUACGAUGCAACUGAGACUCCUCUAUCAGUCGCAAGAUCGUUCGUUGAAAGACAUUAUUCAAGGCUAUAAAGCACUUCUCCGAUUGUUGAUGGCGCUUUUUGUUCAAAGCAAUCUUGCCCAGCGUGGGUCACGCGAUGUGCUACGCGAUUUAGCUAACUUGAGCUUGCACGUCAUGUUGGAUUCUCGACUGGAAACGGCGGAUGAUGCAGAUCAGGUGGUUCGAGCACUAAACGUCCUCGUCCUAAAAAUGGUAGAAAAAUCGGAUCACACAGCAAUGACCAGCGCCCUUUUACGAUUGCUGCACGAUGCAGUAGGUAGUGAUAACUCGAAUGGCAAGUACAUCGAACUUGUCAUGAAAUGUUUGUGGAGGAUAGUUCGAAAUCUUAAUGAUUGGAUCAAUACCAUAAACAUCAGUACCAUAUUAGUUGAUCUUCACGCUUUCCUCAAGGCCUAUCCGUCAUCAGUUUGGAAAGAUCGUCAAUCGGAUACACCCAUAAGAACUAUCAAAACGAUUAUUCACACGCUUGUUCGGCUACAAGGAGAUGCCAUUCUUUCAAAUUUGGGGGCAAUCGAUAAUCUGAAAGAUUCGGAAUUGGAGCCUUAUCUGCAGAAACUCCUUAAAAGUGGCGUUUCCAAGGAAAAAGAUUCGGCCAGCAAAUUACCUACCGGUGAUCAACUCUCAGGUGUGCCUGAAAAAAAAGACAGUUCCGUCAAAAUUCGACGACUUUCAAAGUCCACCCAGGAAACGUUGACUGCAAUAUUUCGCAAAAUUGGUUCAAAGGAACUAUCGCAAGAGGGACUUGCGCAACUUUACGAGUUCAAACAGCGGUACCCAGAUGCUGAUAUUGAACCGUUUUUGAGCCGUUCAUCCGAUUUCUUUAAGAAUUACAUUGAGCGAGGUCUAAAGUUCAUUGAAGAGAAGAAACGCAAGGAACUUGCUCAGGGCCUACUGACUCCAGACAAUAAUAAUCCUAUCGAAGGCAGCCCCGUCCAACAGUCUUCUGGUUCCGAGUCUGGAGUAAACCCUGAUGCAUACCGAGAAAGGCUGAAGAAACUUCGUGCCCUCGCUGGACUGGAAACCAGUCAAGUUACUAGCUCUAACGCUUCAAGCACGAUAAACCAAUUUGGAUUUUCAUCUUCGUCUGUUACUGUUACGCAAACACGAACUGUUACAGCGAUUUCCGGGGAUUUUGAAAACAAGGUACCCGUCGUCCAACACGUCACCACCAGCUCGUCCGCAACCAGUGGUAUUGAAGAUUAUCGCCGCCGCUUGGAAAUGUUAAAAAGUGGUGGCAACCUUUCGUAAACCAAGUUUUGUGAUUCACCGUAAGAAAUGCUUGCCCUCUUUGUUCUGAGCAGUAGCGAGAAAGCUCUGAUCAAUAUUUUUAACGUGCACCCCACUGAUGCUUUUGAUAUUCUUUUUUCUAUUCUUGGUUUGUUGCGUCCUUUAUCGAAUCGUUUGUAGCCUUCACCUUUCCUUCGAAUGUCAUUUGUACUUUAGGAAACUUAAAUUGUCUCAAAAAUAAACCCAUCACGCAAA
Daphnia carinata is the source of this 6289-nucleotide messenger RNA. It is a transcript of the gene msps, whose product is annotated as cytoskeleton-associated protein 5-like. Gene Ontology annotation, molecular function: microtubule plus-end binding; microtubule plus end polymerase activity. Bases 152 to 6055 code for a protein of 1967 amino acids. The record is from RefSeq and is a predicted model, not a curated record. The transcript is spliced from 29 exons. Gene Ontology annotation, cellular component: kinetochore; microtubule plus-end; spindle pole. Gene Ontology annotation, biological process: mitotic spindle organization; microtubule polymerization; establishment or maintenance of microtubule cytoskeleton polarity. Lineage: Eukaryota; Metazoa; Arthropoda; Branchiopoda; Diplostraca; Daphniidae.